Messenger RNA from Entamoeba invadens IP1, 1098 nucleotides. Its product is annotated as developmentally-regulated GTP-binding protein, putative. Gene Ontology annotation, molecular function: GTP binding; GTPase activity. Gene Ontology annotation, cellular component: cytoplasm. The transcript has a single exon. Gene Ontology annotation, biological process: cytoplasmic translation. Bases 1 to 1098 code for a protein of 365 amino acids. NCBI's taxonomy places the organism in Eukaryota, Evosea, Mastigamoebida, Endamoebidae. The record is from RefSeq and is a predicted model, not a curated record.
AUGUCUAAUUCGAUCGAGCAGAAGAUAGCCGACAUUGAGCUUGAAUUUUCUCGCACACAAGUGAACAAAGCAACAAUGCACCAUCUUUGUCUUCUUCGAGCGAAGUUAGUGAAAUACAAAAAGGAGUUGGCACCUGUUCAGACACGCUCCCAGAUCACUGGUGAUUUGCUACAAACAAUCAAAUAUGGCGACGUCAGAGUAGGGUUAAUAGGGUUCACUGGUGUUGGGAAGUCGACGUUAUUUUCUUCAAUCAACGAGAGUGAUGACACAAUCAAAGACAAUGUUCUCAACGGCACAAAAUGUGUUACAGGUGUUUUGGAGUCCGAUGGGAUGAAAAUAGAAAUUUUGGACCUUCCUGGUAUUAGUGAGGACAGUACGCGCGUCAAGAAAAACCGUGCCGUGUAUGAAAUCGCCAAAACGUGUGAUCUCCUUAUGGUUAUUUUGGACGCAACAAACGAGGACGAACAAACCCAAAUAUUCGAGCAACUUGAGGCGAACGGGUUUCGGCUUAACAAGAAAAAGCCCGACGUUCGGGUUGUGAUGAAGGACAGAGGCGGAAUUUACGUUUCAGAAGGUAAAAACACAAAGUUGGACAAAACCCAUUUGAUACAAACACUGAAAAGCGAGUUUUUGGUUGAGAGUUGCGAUGUUAUUUGUGGCGACGACGAAAUCACUGAAGACGAUGUCUACGACGCAAUGAGUGGCGAUGUGUGGUAUGGUCCGUCUAUCACUGUGAUGUGUAAGAGCGACGUGUUGGACGAAGACACAAAAGAAGAAAAAUUGAACAAAGAGCAGACGGUGUGUGUAUCUGUCGAAGAAGACGAGAACAUACAAAAGUGUGUGGAAAUGAUUUGGGAAAAACUUGGACUGAUCAAGACGUAUUUAAAAUCGAAAAGUGGCGAUGUUGAUUUGGACACACCAAUUGUGUUGAUGAAAAGCAAAGCAACUGUUGAGUUGUUCUGCUUCAAAAUUAACCGAAAUCUAGUAAACGAAAUGAAGUAUGCUAUGGUUUGGGGAACAAGUGUCGAGCACUCUCCACAGCGAGUGAACAGCGAUCACAUGUUAGACGACGAUGAUGUGGUUCAAAUUGCGAAGUAA